UAUUGACUGUAUUUGGUCAAGUCGGCUCUGGAAGAAGAAGGCAGGGCAAUAACGCGCCUGCGCAGAAAGGAGAGGGUGGCACCUUUGCCUAGUAGUGGCAAUGCAUGGAGUGAGCACCCCAAGACUGGAACUCUGUUGACUUUUGGUUUGCAGCAUCCAGACCUGAAGCUUUCAGUCUUGAGUUCUAGUCUUGACUUUUAUCCUGGAGCCUUGAAUUCUAGCUUUGACCUGCAACCCCAAGACUGGAGGUCUAGCUUUGACCUAAAGUUUUGAAGCUUCAAUUCUGAUCCUUGGAUUCUUUAACCUGUAACCCCAAGACUUUGACCUGCACUCUUGAGCCUUGAGAUCUAAUUUUGACCUGUGGCUAGGAGACCAAGACUGGAACUCUGGUUUUGACCUUUGUUUUGCAAAUUACGGACUUGAACUCUAGCUUUGAUCUGAUGCCUUGAGCCUCCAAUUCUGGUUUUGACCUUCAAUUUUCAGUCUCCGGACUUGAACUCUAGCUUUGAUCUGACGCCUUCAGCCUUUAACUCUGGUUUCGACCUUUGAUUGGCAGCCUCCAAACUCGAGCUUUGUGUUUGUCGUCUCUCUGGGACCACUCCUUGGAAGGACCUGCAGCAAAGGGCCCCUUCGACCUUGCUGCUGAGCCACUCCAUGCUCCAGGAAAAGCAUGUCCGAAGCCUUGGAGGAUGCACCGGCCCCGCCACUUCCCCCGAUGCUGCCCCCUCCACCCCCUCUUCUUUCGCCCCCCGCCACUGGGCUGCAAGGACCACAACUUCUGAAAGCUGCCUUGGAACAAACUGAUCCUGGGGACCAUGAUGGGAUUCAUGAGCUCCUGAAGCGCAGGAAAGCCAGCUUCAGUGAGCAUUUAAAGUGGCUUCUUUUCAACAACCCUGUGCCUUCCUUAAUCCAGGAGGGUCCCCAGUGUGGUCUGGUUGCCCUAUGGAUGGCUGGUGCCUUGCUUUCUCUGCCCAGAGCGGUUUCUUUCGGGAGAAUUGUGCAGGUGGCUUUGGAAAGAGGCUAUACGGCUCAGGGGGAAAUGUUCUCAGCGGCUGACAUGGCCAAAUUGGCUGGGGAGGUGUUUCCUUGCCAAACGGAGCUGCUGUCGGGAAAGCUGGAGGGAGAGAACCGCGAAAGGAUCCUUCGACAUCUAAGUGCUGGCUUCCCUGUGCUCAUCCCCUAUGAUGAAGACUUCAACCAUGAACCCUGCUUCCGGGGCGGCCACAAGGCUCACUGGGCCAUCGCUUCAGGAGCUUUGCUUGGUCUGAAGCGUGGCUUCCAGCUCCCUCCUUGCCAGGAAGACAAAGAGAUCCCGGGACUCUUCCACGCCAGCCCUUCUGCGUCGUCCUUCCCUUUGGAUGCAGUGGCCGAAACAUAUUUGCUUUCCAAGCAGGGCAAGAGCUGCCGCUAUCAGCUGUGGAGCUACACUCUGCUGCAAGAGAGCAAUGCCCAGCUAACGGACUUCAGCCCCAAAAGGGCAGCGGAUGGCAAGGUUUAUAUUGUGCCUGCAGGCGGUGUGCGGGAGGGGCUGUGUGGAAAGGCAGUGCUGCUGCGGCCUGGAGGAUCAGAGAUCCACAAGCCGCGCUGAAUGGUCAUCACUGGAAGGGUGAAUGGGAUGCUUUCCAAAGUUAUGGACAACUGUGGCCUUAACAGGAGUUUGGAUUGGUUUUUUUUAAGGACACAGAAUUUUUAAGGCUACAGAAUCAUGUAAACCCCCCCCCCCCCCCCGAGUCCCUUCGGGGAGAUGGAGGUGGGAUAUAAAAAUAAAGUUGUUGUUAUUAUUAUUAUUAUUAUUGAGGACAGCAACUAUGAGAAAAGUGGGAUGGGAUUGCCUUUUUGUAGGGUUUUAAAAAAUAAUUUGCUUUCAAGUUGUUUUCUGUCCUGUGUCAGCCCUAAGGUAAAUCUCCCACAAUGUUUCUUCAGCAAGAUAUGUUCAGAAGAGAUUUCCUCUGAGAGUCUGAGUCGCUCAAGGUUACCCAGUAAGUUUCCACGGCCAAGCAAGGAAUUUGAACCCUGGUCUGCCGGUGACCUAGUCCAACAUGCAACCCAUUACGCCACACUGUCUGCCUUUAUUCCCCCUCAAGCACUGGGAUGUGUCAUUAAAGACAUACCAUUGAAUUGGAAUCAUCCGUGCAUGGUAUUUCAAAUGUCUGUAUGGUAGCAAUACGAUCCUUUGCUCACUUACCCCAGCAGACUCAGCAGGGAAACUCCAUGGUUGCUAGACAGGUUUUGUGAUCAUCUGGGAAGAAGAAAUGUUGACGUCUCCUCUGCUUUUCCUUCCUUCUCAAAAUAAAAUAGACUGUCUCUCAACUCAAAAACGGUGUAUGUUUUGUAAGAAGUUGAGAACAACUAGCUUGGGUACUUUUUAAAAAGUCAUUUUUAAAAAUUGUACAACAAUGCAUAAGGUUGUAGGUGAACUACAACUCUCAUCAUGCCAGGUUAACCUCGAGAAACUGCAUCAGAACUUAGUUUGUUACAUUGGGCAAGUUUGUUCUAGAUGCAUCAUCAGUGGGGUUGAGUUAGCCAUGCAAAUUCUGUGUGCCUUUUAGUUCAGGUCCAUCAUCGGUGGAGGUCAUAGUUUCUGUUUGUGGGUGAACUGCAACUCACAGAAAGGAAUGCUAGUCCCCCCCCCCCCCCCCAAAUCCUUCUAGUAAUCAAAUUUUGGCAGAUCAGGUAUGUGUGCCAAGUUUGGUCCAGAUCCAUCAGUGUUUGGGUUCACAGUGCUCUCUGGAUGUAGUUGAACUACAACUCCCACAAAUCAAAGUGAAUUCCCCCCAAAGAUCCUGGGAUACAGGGCAGUGUAGAUCCAGCCUAAGAUCGAAAUUGACCUGCCCGAUGUCACUCAGUGGGUUUUGUGGCCGAGUGGGCGUUUGAAUUUUGAUAACCCAUUGUGUGACCCUUGCGAAGUCACACACUCUCAGUAAACCCUCUAGUUGGGCCACCAUAAGACUUGAAGACACACAAGAACUCACAGAGUCCUAGUUCAACACUCAGAGUGUUAUACCAGAGUGGCUCAAAGGAUGCUAUAUCUUGGAUUCAAUAGAGCAACCUGCCUUCGGUUCUCAUUUAGGAUAAGCAUGCUCAAGUUAGCAAAACACCAGUUCCCUUCUCGCUUCAUCCAAAAGUGUGGCAGAUUCUACCUUUGGAAAGGAGACUCCAGCAAACCUACUGACCAGGAAGACUUGGCCCACUGUGUCCCCGAAACACUGUACCACGAAUAGUAAAUUCCACAUAAUGUGCAGAUCAUUGGGAAAUGAUUCUCGGCCAACACACAUAAAACUGCCAGCGAGGACUUUAGGAAUAUCCUAAGGUUUUGACUUCCUCCCCACAAAGGAAGAAUAAACAGCCAUUCAUUGUUACAUUCCCAGAAUAGCAAGGCGUCAGGAAAAAAAAUGUCUGGAAUUUCCUUUGGUUUCAAAGCCAGGCUUGUUUAAGGCCAAUAAUAAAUAAUGUGUUGGGUUUUUUUUUUAAAGAAGCUAAAUCUAAGAAAGGAGGGAAAUUUGGAUGUUCUGCUGGGCUUUCGAUUAAGCAGUUCACAAGAUAUUCGGCCCCAAACUAUAUCUACCAACAGCUCCCACACUUUAUCCCUGGUCCUUCCUCCUAUAGGUUCUGCGUUUUAAACAGACAUUGCUUUUUUACUUCCAAUUUAUUAUUGGCCCUUGCAUUCUUGUCCACCAGCCCUGUUCUGGAAUUCUAUUACACAAUUCCCUUCUCCCCAAAUUUCAGUACCCAUUACUGCUCAGAGUAUUGGCUGUUGAUGAUGCUGUUUUUAUGUUAUUAUCUUCUUGUAAUGUCGUUGAUUUUAUUGAGAUAUGUUUUAAUCUGUGUUUGGUUUUAAUCUUUGUUGGAUCGGGCUUGUCCCCAUGUAAGCCACCCAUAGUCUCCGGGGAGAUUGAGGCCUUGCAGCUUCAAAGCCUGGCUGCUUUCUGAACAAAAUCUGGCUACCAGUAUUAAAAAACCCUCUAAAAUCAGGACAGUAUAUAAAGAGCAAAACUCAGACAACAGGGGAAUUCUAGAGAGAAAACAAUCAUGGCCAGCUAACACAUCCCAACAAAGGAUCCCCAGGCAGAAAGCAGCCAGGCUUUGAAGGUGCAAGUCCAUUCAGUGCUAAUCAAGGUGACCAACUGCAACAUUCACACUUGCCUCAAACAGACAAGAGUUCCUUCUUCCACCCUGGACAUUAUGCCACAGAUAUAUAAACCCCACUUGCGUAGUUUCCAACAGGCCCCACAACCUCUGAGAAUGCCUGCUACAGAUGUGGGCGAAAUGUCAGGAGAGAAUGCUUUUGGAACAUGGCCAUACAGCCUGGAAAACUCACUGCAACUAAGCCUUACUUUCCUUUUUAUUUCUCUGGAGAAAU
Molecule: messenger RNA, 4360 nt
Organism: Anolis carolinensis (green anole)
Lineage: Eukaryota; Metazoa; Chordata; Lepidosauria; Squamata; Anolidae
Gene: actmap
Product: actin maturation protease
Exons: 6
Coding region: 671-1588 (305 amino acids)
Source: RefSeq, a predicted model, not a curated record